Ictidomys tridecemlineatus (thirteen-lined ground squirrel) is the source of this 1723-nucleotide messenger RNA. The record is from RefSeq and is a predicted model, not a curated record. NCBI's taxonomy places the organism in Eukaryota, Metazoa, Chordata, Mammalia, Rodentia, Sciuridae.
CCCCUGGCCCCUGAUCCCUGGCAUCUUAAAGUGCUCCCCAAGUUCCCAUUGCUGCAAUCUGGGACCACAAUGUGCUUGGCGAGCCACCCCACCUUACCCAUCAAAGAUGCUGCAUCAGGCACCCUCUGCACAUGGGCUGGGCAAGGGCGAGAAACUGGAGAGAUAGAUGGUGCAUGAGGCACCCCAUCCUCACCUGGAGGUCCCAAGUUUUCUGGAGGAGGGGAAGAUGGGGGAGCAGGUUGGUCAAGCACAGCAGUAGGCAUGGGGAGGGUAUUGGGGAGCUAGGCAGUACUGGCGUGGAUCUGCUGGGUGCUUUCUAUUUGGUCUCACUGCAUCCUUAUAGCAACUCUGGGGGAUAAGCCAUGCUACUCCUGUUUCACAGCAGAAGAGACAGAAAGCUCAGACUGAGUAACUAUCCUGCACCAGAGCUCCAUGGGCUCUUGACAUUUCUCCUGGAGCACUAUGGCCAGAGGGCAGCAAGGUUGCAGUCAGCGUUUGGAAGCAUUGUUACACUAAACUUGGAGUAUUGAAAAAGAAGUGGAGCUGUUUAAGUGUAUAAGGGCUGAAGAAGAUGCAGAGCAGCCUGAAACUGGUGGACUGCGUCGUCGAGGUCCACGACGCCCGGAUCCCACUUUCAGGCCGCAACCCUCUGUUUCAGGAGACCCUUGGACUAAAGCCUCACUUGCUGGUCCUCAAUAAGAUGGACUUGGCAGACCUCACAGAGCAGCGGAAAAUUCAGCAGCACUUAGCAGGAGAAGGCCUAAAACAUGUCAUUUUUACAAACUGCAUAAAGGAUGAGAACAUCAAGCAGAUAAUCCCAAAGGUCAUAGAACUGGUUGGGAGCAGCUACCGCUACCACCGGUCAGAGAACCUGGACUACUGCAUCCUGGUGGUUGGCGUUCCCAACGUGGGCAAGUCCUCCCUCAUCAACUCCCUGAGGAGACAGCACCUCAGGACAGGAAAAGCUGCCAGGGUGGGUGGUGAGCCUGGGAUCACCAGAGCUGUGAUGUCCAGAGUCCAGGUGUGUGAACGGCCUCUGAUAUUCCUGAUGGACACCCCUGGGGUGCUAGCUCCUCGGAUUGGAAGUGUGGAGACGGGCCUGAAGCUGGCCCUGUGUGGAACUGUGCUGGACCACCUGGUCGGGGAGGAGACCAUGGCCGACUACCUCCUCUACACUCUUAACCGACACCAGCUGUUUGGGUACGUGCAGCACUAUGGCCUGGACGGCGCCUCUGACGACAUUGAGCAUGUGCUGAAGAGAGUGGCCAUGCGGCUGCGGAAGACCCGGAAGGUGAAAGUGCUUACAGGCACCGGGGAUGUGAACGUCGUCCAGCCCAACUACUCUGCGGCAGCCCAGGACUUCCUCCGGACCUUCCGCAGUGGGCUGUUUGGCCCGGUGAUGCUGGACCGUGAUGUUCUGCAGGACGGCCCCCCUGCCGACACAGACUCGGCGCCUACUGCGUGGCAGAUGGCUUCCCGGACCUCAAGUGGACAGAGCGUUUGAGGCUUACGACUUCCCACUUUUUUCCAGAAGCAACCACGCUGGUCCCUUUGAUUCAGGGCCCCACUUUCCCACUCACGGUGGCCUGGCCAGCCCUAUGGAGCAGGCCUGCGUGACUGGCCUGGUGAGGCGGUUCCUGUUUAGUGUCUCUAGGGAGAGGCUAAUGCUGUCUUGAGGAGCUAAAGCUGUAAUCUGUAAUGUUUAGAGUUCUGGAUGAAAAGA